Messenger RNA from Heterobilharzia americana, 2352 nucleotides. The record is from the annotation of a GenBank genome assembly. Lineage: Eukaryota; Metazoa; Platyhelminthes; Trematoda; Strigeidida; Schistosomatidae.
AUGGUUUUUGCUCUAAUGAACAGAUUAGAACAUGUAUACGGAUAUAUGACAUACUCCAUUGUAAUAAUGUGGAUUCUUUGGCCCCUAUCUGCACUUAUUUUGCAUACUGAAUGCUCUUAUAUUCUUUUCAACGAUAGGGGCAGAGGUCAUGGUCUAUUACUUCUAUGCUUUUGGACAACAUCUUUCCUGCUCGCAUAUUUGCCUGUUGCUUCUAUUGCCAGUGAAGACUGGUGGUGGAGAUUAUCCAGUGACUCUAACGUAGUGGAAUUCACCUUGUGGGUUUCAUAUGCUAUCUGUGUAUCGUUUGUCUUCAUUUUGGGUAUAUGGGCUCCUGGACUACCAAGCUACUAUGCAAUUUAUGAGUUUCUACAAUCUAGUGGUCAAAGUACACUAAUUUCCGAAAAUGUAUGGGUAAGACGUAUCCGACGAUUGAAAAUCGUGUCACCUUUUAUCUGGCCAAGACACCAAAAGACCAUACAACUCAGAGUUUUCGCCUGUUUUCUGCUAUUGAUUAUUGGCCGAGGUGUCAAUUUGUACUCCCCCAUUUUGUACAAGGAUAUAGUGAAUAGUUUGUCUGUGGUUGACAAUUCUACUGAAACUGUGUCUUCUGAACAGAAUCUUGUUAUGAGUCAGUCACCGUAUAUGAUAUUCAACAGUGUGUCUAUCAAGAGUGGAUUGGUUUAUCGUUGGGACUAUGUUCUCUUAUUUGCCUUAUUACGAUUGCUUCAAGGAUUGGGUGGUAUGGGUGCAGGUCUUAUAUCUUCCUUACGUUCUCAGUUAUGGAUAGCAGUUGAUCAAUUCUCAACAAGGGGAUUAAGCGUAAUGCUUUUUGCACAUAUUCAUAGGCUUUCUUUAAAGUGGCAUUUAUCAAGAAAAACCGGAGAAGUGUUGAGAGUUAUGGAUCGUGGGACAGCUAGUAUUUCAAAUAUUCUAUCAUAUCUUGUUUUCAAUAUUCUUCCUACAGUACUAGACGUUAUUAUUGGUGUAGUGUAUUUCAUCACAGCUUUCAAUGUUUGGUAUGGACUGUUAGUUUUUAUUACCAUGCUUGUAUAUAUUGUUUCCACAGUAUUGAUUACUGAAUGGAGAGCAAAGCACCGACGUGAAAUGAACAAUUUAGACAAUCAAAAAAGUACUAAAGCUGUUGAUGCUGUAUUAAAUUUUGAAACGGUUAAAUAUUAUAAUGCUGAACAAUUUGAAGUGAAUCGUUAUAACCAAGCAUUUAUAGAGUAUCAAAAAGCUGAUUGGCGGAAUUCGUUUUCACUGAAUAUCCUCAAUUCUGUACAGAAUGUGACUAUCAGUAUUGGAUUUAUGUGCGGCGUUCUAUUAUGUGCCCGAGAUGUUGUUAAUCAGACGUUGACAGUUGGACAUUUUGUUUUAUUUUGUACAUACAUAAUUCAACUCUAUUCACCACUUAGCAUUUUCGGUACAUAUUACAGGUUAUUACAAACUAGUUUUAUUGAUAUGGAGAAUAUGUUUGAAUUAUUGGAAAAAGAAUUAGAUGUUUCAGAUGCACCAAAUGCACCAGCUUUAAUUAUUAAAGAAAGUGAGGUUGAAUUUAGGAAUGUGUGCUUCUCUUAUAAUCCAGAACGUCCAAUUCUCAAGAAUGUGUCAUUCAAAAUACCCAGUGGUCAAACGGUUGCGUUGGUUGGUGAAUCAGGAAGUGGUAAAUCGACUAUUGUUCGACUGUUGUUUCGAUUUUAUGACACUACAGAUGGUGAGAUUCUUAUUGAUGGACAGAAUAUUAAAUCAGUUACACAAGCGUCAUUACGUCAAUCUCUUGGAGUUGUUCCACAGGAUACAGUUUUAUUCAAUGAUACAAUCUAUUAUAACAUUCGAUAUGGACGUCAAUCAGCUAGUGAAUCGGAGAUCGAAGAGGUGGCUAUCGCUGCUGAUAUUCAUCGAUGUAUUCUAGAUUUUCCAAAACGUUAUGAAACAGUUGUUGGUGAACGUGGUUUGAAAUUAAGCGGCGGAGAGAAACAACGUGUAGCUAUUGCUCGUAAUCUGUUAAAAAAUCCACCAAUUAUGAUUUUAGAUGAAGCAACAUCAGCAUUGGAUACAGCAACAGAACGCAAUAUUCAAGCCAGUUUAAAUCGUAUUGCACAGAAUCGUACUACCUUAGUAGUGGCACAUCGUUUAUCUACAAUAACGCAUGCUAAUGAGAUACUAGUCCUUCAUGAAGGUGAAAUCGUUGAACGUGGGAAACAUUCUGAGCUGCUUUUGAAUCCUAAUAGUCGCUAUGCGCAGUUAUGGCGGCAACAGAGUGAAGUACAACAAUCAUCAACAUCAGUAAAUAAUGAAAAGCCAGAGAAUUUACCAUCUAAUAUCAUGACAAAUCAUCCCGUUCAUGUCUGA